Messenger RNA from Siniperca chuatsi (mandarin fish), 1139 nucleotides. It is a transcript of the gene cfap73, whose product is annotated as cilia and flagella associated protein 73. The coding region runs from base 137 to 1117 and encodes 326 amino acids. NCBI's taxonomy places the organism in Eukaryota, Metazoa, Chordata, Actinopteri, Centrarchiformes, Sinipercidae. The transcript is spliced from 7 exons. The record is from RefSeq and is a predicted model, not a curated record.
CGAGGGGGAAGAACGCUGGAAGCGAACGUUCAUGGAAAGUUUGGAAACUAACGUUAACCAACGAUAGCAGGAGGAAGAAUAAAACCGGAAGACUUUUAUCGUUAACUCUGAAAAUCUUCAAAGACAACAAAGAGUCAUGGACUCUAGGGCCGUCCGUAAGGAGCAGGUUUCACAGGGGUUGCCUGCGGGGGCGAGCGGUGUGAUGACGGGAAACGUCUUGAGUGACUGGAGCGUUGCCUUCUUUGAUCUGCAGAAGAAACGCCGGGAGGAGGAAGAGCUUAACGCAAAGACCGAGGAACGCAAACAGUUGUUGGAGAGUUUGCAACAGCGGAUAGAUGAGUUGCAUAUGGAGGUUAAAGUUAAAACAGAGGAGGAGUUAUACUCAUCCUUUGAUCUGUUUCGCAAGAAGGAAGAUGCUAAUCAAGCUGCUGAGAAAGCAGAGAGGGAUAGGGAAGAGGGGCUUCAAAAGGAGGCAGAGAUAAAGAGGCUGAAGGAGGAGUAUGCUGAAAUGAUGGAGAGGAAACAGGAAGUAGAGCGUCAGGUGCAGAGACACACUGUGUAUCGGGACUUCAUGGAGUGUGUGGUCAAAAUGACGAAGUUCGAAGAUGUGCAGCUGCUCACGGGUCAUUUAGAGAGUCUUCUCCACUUUAGAGACCAGUUCUAUCGGAGGGAGAGUGAGGCGCAGGAACAGGCCGACCAGCAGAGAAAAGCACUGCUGACACUGGAGGACCAGCAUCACUUGCUGCGGCUGCACAAGAACAACCAGCUGUCCCAGCUCCAGACCGAGCUAGAGAAGACCCGUUCUGAAGCUCAAACAUGGGAAAGAAAGUGGAACCACAUUCAGGAAACAGCAGCAAAGAAAACACUCCUACUGGGACAGAUUAAGAUGGCGACCCUCAACCUCUAUGAAAUGACAGAAGACAUGAUAGAAGGAGAGGAGGGUGUGGAUAUGAAUGAUACAGAGAAACAGCUGGACAUGGUCAAGAUGUUCAUCCAGGACCACGAUGACAUAGUUAGACAACAUCAGACUCCCUCACAAAGACACAACAAUGGACAGAAAAGAGAGAAGGCAAAAAAGCGCAUCGUAACUUGUAUAAAAAAAUGUAAUAAACAUUAAGGUGUUUCAGUUUAACCCUAAA